GGUCGAUUAGAGAGAUAUCGAUAUUGUUAAAUUGAAAGACGUACAUAAGUUAACGUGUAGUUGUUAUCUUUACAAAGAAGAAUGGCUCGUUUUAGUUCAACUUGAGUGUCGGAAGUUUGAACAUUUUGUGGGAAGGACAGUACAAGAAAUAUAUUUAUGAAUAAACAAUCAUUUAGUUCUGCACUGUAGAGUUGGUUUUCGUUCUCGUCGGCCAGCUUCAGUUUCAUGUCAUAGUAUGAUUGACAACGCACCAUGUGAUACACAAAAGACCUUGGACCCUUCCAUCAAAGUCCUGUUGGAACAUGAAGACCCAAUAACCAAAGUGUUUAUACACGGUUUAAAAUACGACGUAGAUGAAAGCACAAAGCAAGCAUGUUUCUAUGUGGAAGAUAUUGAGGAAACGUCGGAAACGCUAGGUAGAAACGCGAGAAAACUUUUAUGGCAAUCGCAAAAGUGGAACGUUAUAUUGUACAAUGAACGUUUACUCCCGCCCUCCAAGAAGAAACCUGCAUACAAGCGAACGUUUAGAAGAAAACGAAAGGGACCAGAAACAUUAUUUGAAGUAACAGAAACCAUCACACUUGAUGUAACAGAAGACCAUACAGGAACGACACAUUUGCGAGAGUACAUAUGGAAACCGAAAAUUGUCAACACGGAGGAGAGUUUUAUACUUGUCACAUAUGCUGAUACAACCUCAACGAAGGAGAUGAACAUUUUACCGAACAAGUUAUCAACAUCUUACGUCAGCAACACGUCGCAUAUGGAUUUUGAAAUGACGUACGACGAAGGAGACGACUACAGUGAUGAAUUUGAGUAUGAGACGCCAACUGGAGCUUUAGCCAAAAUAACAUAUGUUAGUGAGAAAUUGGCUCAUAUACGCAAAUUGGAACACAUUGCUGAGGAAGAAAACAAUGACGAAGAGGAACAAGAAUAUUAUGAGAUGGAACCGGUGAAUAUAAAAAUGUCUUUUGAGCCUGCAGUCACGUGGGUAGAGCCUUAUGAUGGGAGAUACGGACUUUCAACAUCACAUUUUCAACUUUCCGAACGAUUUGGCGCCUCGUGUGAGAGUCGCUUGUUACGAGUAACGACCAGGGCGGGGUAUCUUUCCGACUUCUCUCAAUCAUUUUCCGAAGCUCGUAAAAUUAAAAGAUACCGUAACAAGAGUGAACAGAAGCAGCCGCAAUAUGAUGACCUACCUGAUGACGUAAUUGUUAUUGAUAAACUUGACAGAAUGAAAGCAAAUAAGAUACCAGAGGACGAUCAAAGUACUUCGGACGACGAAGGCUUCGAAGAAAUAGAGAUUGAAGAUACCAAAUCUAGAAAACCAAAUAUCAGAGAAAAAAAUGCAAUUUCACCGCAGCAAAAUGAAGGAAAGACAUCAAAACCAACCCUAAAAUCGGUUGCCGUAUCUAUCAACCCUUCAAACAAGCGUAAUGAAAAUACUGAAAAGUCAAGGGAUACCACUCUUGAUUGUCUGAAAAAGAAAAGAGAGCCUUUACCUGAAGAGUUUUCAGAGUUUGAGCAGUACCAUUGUCAAGGAAUAAUGUCAAGACGUGCUGCAACAAUCACAAUCGACUUAAAUGAGGAGAUAGUCAUUGAAAAACCAGCGGAUAGAACAAGAAAAACAGAUUAUGUACAUGAGAGUAAGACACCAGCUGUGCUUACCAUCUCAGCAACUUUAUAUGAACCGCAAGACAAUGUCAGUAGCAAGAGAGAUAUCACUUAUCAUGCAAAUACAAAAGAGUUAGUGGAUGAAGAAUGUAUUGACCCAAAAGAGUCAAUGGCUUCUCAAGUUGAAGAGGUGAAUUUUGACUCACUUUUAACGUCCUCAAUUGAAGAAGAAAAUGACGAAUUUAAAAGUACCAACAAAGGCGACGAUAUGCAUGCUGUCCAGCGUGGUAAUACUGAGAACAACAUGGAAAUGAAGCAUCUUGCAGAGUUAAAAACAUCCAUGUCCGCAAUUACAUCUCCAAAUCAGCCAAGAAUUUUGCGAUUGGAGGAUGAGAUUAUACACGAUAAAGAAAAUCGCCCAAAAAAUAAAAUAAAAGAAACUGUGGGUGUUCGUCCCGCUUUAAAACCUUUACAAAUUACACCGGUUCUUUUAAAUACUCCGGAAAGUAGAGAUAUGAGACCGCGUAAAGUAAACAAGGAGCUUAUCAUAGAAGACGACAUAUUUGUUUCUGUGAAGAGUGACGAAAGCAAGGUCGACAUACCUCCUAAGGAAAAAGUUGACAUUUUUGAUAAGAACGAAUCUCAUAAGAAGGGAGAGAAGGAUUUAAACCAUUUUAACGAAUUACUUUCCAAUAAAAUUAGUUCUGAUAGCCAAAAAGAAAUUGUAGAAUUAGAAGAAGAAAUCAUAAAAGAUAAGAAAUACAGACCGCAUCAAGUCAUCCAAUCAUCCGAAGCCAAGAUGGAAAUCUUGCCCCUUCAAAUCGAACCAGUAUCGUUACAAUCGUCCACAAAAUCUUCGCAAGUUCAAUUAACUCGUACAGAAAAAGAACUUGUGAAGGAGGAUGAUGCAACUGAAGAAAAAUUAGAACCGGGAGAACACAACGGGACCUUUGCGAAAAUUAUCACCGAGGAAGAUUUUCCAAUAUGCAACGAAGUUGAAGAAACUCUUGAUAGCGAUCACAAAGAACAUGGUGAAGAUUUAAAAGACCUUAAGACUUUGAUACCCAACGAAAUAAGGCGUGUUUCUGUUACAAAGUUUGAACCUGACGAAGAAGUCGUGCAUGAAAGACCAGAUCGAUCAAUUAAAAAAACAAUAGAUAAGCGUCCUGCUCCAACGAUACAACCAUUGACCCUGACACCGUUCGUUAAAACCAGUUCAAUACAAGUUUCUAGGUUACCUCGUGAACAGAAGGACCUUGUUGCGGAAAAUCAAGUUUUGGAAAACAAACUCACUCAGGAUAAAAAACCAAUCGAUGAUUUUAUUAAGCUUAAGGACGAUUAUAACAAUGAUCAGAAAGAAAAUAACGCAAAGUAUACUCGAUCUGACAGUGAUGAGGAGUUAAAUGAGUUUAAAACGUCUUUCAAUAAUGUACAGAACAUGGAUUUGCAACAAGUUGAAAUCGAUGAGGAAAUCACAAGAGAAAAGAUACAAAAACCAAGAAUUUCCAUCGCAAAAUCUCCUAACGUUGCUUCAAUUACACCAAUUUCCAUAACUCCAGUUGUCAUUAAGAAGGUAGCGAAGCCUUCAGCAGUCAAAUCACCUCGCAUUCAUAAAGAAUUUAUUAAUGAAAGUGAAAUCAUCGCAGAAGUGUCAAAACCAGAUGAACAAUAUAGUAAUAUUACCGACGACAUUUAUGAUCAGAAAGACAUUUUACUGAAUCAAGAAACAGCUGCCAUAAUUCAUGACUACACAAGUGAUAGCGAACUGUCUAAUUUCAAAGCUUCCUUACCGGGCGAAGACAUUAACAAACAUUCUACUGUGAAGCUAGAUGACGAAAUAACACAAGAAAAACCAAAAAUCACGACGAAAAACAUUGCAAGACCGUCUACGACAGCUAUACCUCUCCUUCUCCCUCUUCAUACUACACCUGUAGUUACAGCAGUAAAACAUGCUGUGGCAGGAUCGGAGGUAUCAGAAAUUAGACAGCUUCCGCGUGUCAAAAAGCUAGUAACUGACGAUGAAAAUAUUGAAGAGAAGAGGAAAGAAGAUAUUGUGACUCACUUUGAUGUUUGUGAUGUUGAUGAUGAAAAACUGACAAAAGAGAACACGUAUGACAGUACCAAUGAGAAUAGACCUUAUCUUGAAGAGGAUGAACCCGACAGUGAUAGCAUGCAUCAGGAUUUAGAAUCAACCGACAAGUCGCAUGUGUCAGCGGAGACACUGGAGAUUAUCAACAAAACUAAAAACAUUAAAUGUGUUUCCACCUUCAAUAAAGACUUGGAUGAAGGAGAAAGAAAUGAAUGUGAGGAUGAAAACAAGAGGAAUGUUACUACCACUGUUAUGCGCAUGCGUCCGAAAGAAUCAAAAGUAUCACACACAAUCUCCUUACAGGAAGCACACAAGGAAAGCUUGGAGGAAAUAGGUUCCGAGGAGGAGAGUGUCAAAGGGAAAAAGAAAUCUUUAAAAUCUCGCGCCAAAAAAAUGAUAUUCAAAUCUUUUAAACAUGACAAAUCAGAAAAAAAGUCUUUUGAUGAAUCAGGUGAAGUUGACGCGGCUGACAAAAAUAAAAAGAAAAAACACAAGUCUAAAUUUUCUCUUAACUUCAAGCCACAUUUUACAGACAAUAACGAAAAACAAAGCUCGCUUGACGAAUCUGCAGGCGAUGGCGAUAACGAACAAUCAAAAAAGAAAAAGUCGAAAGCAAAAUUCUCCUUUAAAACGAAACAAGACUCUGUUGACGGUACCAACAAAAAGAAUUCGAUAUUUCAUACUUCAAAGGGUAGCAAAGAUCAUUUAACUGAAAGUAGCGGCGAAAAGAAGAUAAAGUAUACACGGAGCGAAACGCAGCCUGUUUUAUUAAAACAAACAAAUUUCCAACAACAGAAAAUUGAUAUAAACAUUGACAAUAAAAUGGAUGGUCACACUCACUUUUUUAAACGCAAAGUGACGAGAUCACACAGUUUUGAUUCGAUACUUGACACGGAAUCAACUAAUAAGUUACGUGAUUCAGAACUGAACGAGCGAAGAAGACGAUUGGCAGGAUAUAGUUACGUAAGUAAUAUAAACAUUCCAAAUGAAUCGGAGAUCGUAAAAGGUCGUGAAUAUACAAUCGAAGCAUGCGCGAAAGAAACCGAAAAAGAAAUCAACCGCGUGCGACAUUAUCGUAAAAAAAGCAGAAGCAAUUCGUCCUCAUCGAAAAUGAGUAUGCAUAUAUCCGUUGAAGUGCUCGACAAACUUAAUCAGCCUGUAGGACAUGUUAAAAUACCGGAAGUUUUUCUCGGGAAGCAUUCAAAUGGAUCGCUAGUUGCAAAUCAAGGUUCAGUGGGGCGUAUUAAGAUUCCACAAGCCUUUUCAGUGGAAGAUAUGAGUAAUAUUACUAUGAGUAACAAAAAUUUAAAAUUAGCAAAAACAGAAGAAAUGCUUAUAUAACUUUUUUUUAACGAUUUUAGUUAGUACAACUUUGUGCGGAAUCCUCUAGAUGUACAAUGUUGAUAAUCAAUGUGUUUUUUUUUAAAAAAAACAACAGCGAAAGGAUUUCUUUACACACAAAAGAGCGGGAAAAUUGUGCUUUAAAAAAAAUAUUUAUGUAUAAAAUAUAUGUAUGUUUGUAUAUAUGUAUUGUCUGACUUGGAUGCCUGUUUUUUGAUUUUUUUUUUGAUCAUUUUUUUACUUCUUAGAUUCAAUAUUUAGUGGUCCGUUCUUUCUAUACGCAGGUCGUGUGGGAAGAUAAAGAGGUGACCUAAAAUAGUUUGGUUGAGUAGAGCUAACAAAACUCUCUAUGCUUCGUUUUCAUGCAUCAAUUUCAGAUUUAAAUUUUUUGCUACCAAUUCGAGUUUUCUGAUGUUCUGUUUCUAAAACGUUGUAAUGGACAUCGUUUUUGCAAAUCUUCUUAAAUGUUUCGUUUCUAGCAGCAUCCUAAAGUUCUGAAUCUGCAAAUAUGAUUGGUUGAAUUUUUUGAUCAAUUUCUUUAUAUAUAAAGUUUAUAUAUCCUAACUUCCAAAUUGUUCAAAUUGAACACUUGUGUUUUUUGUAUGUGAGAAAUAUAAUUGAAGACAUUAA
Messenger RNA from Hydractinia symbiolongicarpus, 5671 nucleotides. RefSeq lists its product as uncharacterized. Bases 236 to 5041 code for a protein of 1601 amino acids. The transcript has 2 exons. The record is from RefSeq and is a predicted model, not a curated record. NCBI's taxonomy places the organism in Eukaryota, Metazoa, Cnidaria, Hydrozoa, Anthoathecata, Hydractiniidae.